Messenger RNA from Saccostrea echinata, 2512 nucleotides. RefSeq lists its product as uncharacterized. Gene Ontology annotation, cellular component: cytoplasm; nucleus. The transcript is spliced from 15 exons. Gene Ontology annotation, biological process: snRNA import into nucleus; protein import into nucleus. NCBI's taxonomy places the organism in Eukaryota, Metazoa, Mollusca, Bivalvia, Ostreida, Ostreidae. Bases 59 to 2371 code for a protein of 770 amino acids. The record is from RefSeq and is a predicted model, not a curated record. Gene Ontology annotation, molecular function: nuclear import signal receptor activity; protein binding.
AGAAAGUUAGUCUCUUUUAGAUUUUUUUUCUUUUGAUGUUUAUAUUUUACGCUAGAGAAUGGAUGAACUGACAGCAAAGCUUGCAGGGAGCUUCAAUGUUACGCUGGAGCCAAACAGUACAGCUGCUCAGCACCCGCGAUAUGCCCUGUAUAAAAGUAAAACCCGAGUAGACCAGGAAACAAGGAGGAAAAGAAUUCUGGAGGAACAGAAAAAGCAGCGAUUUGACUAUCUAAAGCAUGUGCGGAACUUGUCAGAGGAUGCCUGGGAAAACACAGAUGCCGAGUCCGUGGCUUCGGAGGACUCGAUGGACGUAUCAUUUGAGGGGGACAAUGUCAAGUUAAGACGACCAGGGAAAUAUUACAGAAAUCAGCUGAUGUAUUCUGAGUGGCUUGUAGAGAAACCAGAGGACUUUGAACAAGAAUGGCUGACAGUUAUAUGUCCUUGGGGAAAAAGGAAUCUAGUGGUAGCAUCCAGGGGUAGAACUCAUGCCUAUGCAAAAAAUGGAAGUCGAAUGAAUUCUUUUUCCUCCCAUCUACCUGGAGGAAACUAUGCUCAGAAAGGAAAAGGAAAGGGAGAUAAUGUGAUUCUAGACUGCAUUUUUGAUGAGAAUGAGGGAAUUUACUACGUCCUGGACAUCAUGUGUUGGAGGAACCAUCCUGUGUAUGACAGUGAGACAGAGUUCCGAUUUUUCUGGUUGACAAGUAAAUUCCAGGAGGUACCAGAACUAAUGGAAAAGUCCCCUAAUAAUCCAUACAAAUUCAUUCCUCUUCCAAACUUCCCAUGUACAAAAGAAUCCAUUUCAACAGCCAUCAACACAGCCACUUUUAAUAUAGAUGGGCUGUUGUUUUUCCACAAGAGGACACAUUACACAUUUGGUUCCACACCCCUUGUGGUCUGGUUAAAGCCAUACAUGCUUCCAGAGAUACUUGAGAUCGAAGUCCCAGAAAAACUGUUGGCAGAGCGACCAGAUAAUUAUUCAAACUACGCUGCUCAUCUUGAGCAUGUGGCAGAGGAGAAGAAAAACAGAGAGGAGGAGAGAAACAGAAAGGGGAAAACUCCCCCAAAAGGGAGAGGUGGGGGAGGAGGGGGUGACUGGAAGGAGAAAAAGAAGAAGGGAGGAAGAGGAGGGGGUAGAGGAGGGGCUCAGACAAUGGAGGUGUAUGAGGACAGUCAACCAGAGAGAGAUCCUUAUUCUAAGCGAAGCUACGGACAAGAUUUCAGAAUGGAUCUGAUGUUCUCUGAAUGGUUGACUGAGAUCCCAUCAAAUUUGGAGACGGAAUGGUAUGCUGUUAUAUGUCCAACUGGAAAGCGCCACCUUGUGUUGGCUUGUGAGGGAGAGACCAUCAGUCAGUUAAAGAAUGGAAUCUUGGUCAAAUCUUUCCGGUCUCUUCUACCAGGAGGGUUUCCAUAUGAAAUGGCACACAAAGAUAUGUGUGUGGUAGACACAAUCUUCAACAAACAGACAGACACAUACUAUAUCAUGGACUGCAUGAUCUGGAAUAACCAACAUCUGACACAGUGCGAGGCUGAAUUCCGAAUGUAUUGGUUGGAGGAGCAGUUAGGACAAAUCAGAAACAUUGGAAGAGUUUCCCGCAAUAAUCAGCAUCCAUUUAUGUUGCUGAAGCGCAUCCCAUGCACAGCACAAGCACUAACAGAGGAGCUCGUGAAAGUGGAAUAUGAUGUAGACGGAGUUCUGUUUUAUAAAAAGUCAUCAGCAUACAUCCCUGGGCAAACAGAGGAUGUGCUAUGGAUCAAACCAUAUAUGCUACCAGAAGUUAUGUCAGAUGUAAUUGUUCCAUCACACCUCUUGAAAAGAAAACCUCCAGAGUUUGACUAUCAAAAGCACUUGGAGAAAGUCACCAAACAGAAGAAAGAGCGUGGAGAGCAGAAAAGGCCCCAGAGGAAACAGAAGAUACUAAAUAUAGAUAAACUGGUCGACGAUAUCAGCCGCAUAUACAUCUCACAGCAACAGAGGGCAGGUGUUGAAAUGUCACCAGAGGAGGUGGAAAUUUCCAAAAGAUUAAAUCAGAAGUCUAAAAAAAUAUCCCAAGGAAAAGGAGGUGGCAAAAAUAUGGGAGACUAUAGUGCUUUAAAAAAGAAAGAAAACAUCACUUUCUAUGGUGAUGAUUUCUCCUAUGAAAACUAUUGUAACUCCAGUUACUAUGGUGAUUACAGUUACUAUGGCGACCAGGGUUAUCCAGGAGUUGAUGGCUAUAGGGGAGAUGGUUAUCAUUCCAUGUCACCUGCAGGGUGGGGAUACGAGGAUCAUGGCAGACAGUGGAAUUCUCCACCCAAGGGCAGGGGGAGGGGUCUAUUGGGUCUCAAACCCUUGGCAGGCUAUUCCAACACACACAGCACAUUUAAGAAGUGAUUUUUCCCCCAUUAAUCUGAACUCUUACAAGUGAUAAGAUUUGGACAACCUGACAAAUUUUAACAGUGUUCACAUUUGUUAAUGGUUAUGUUUGAUAUUUAAGAAUAUAACCCGCUCAUCAUGAUUUUAGGUUUCAAUAAA